UAAAACCAAAUUACUGUAGUUACACUAGCUCAACCAAAAUAGAAGUUCCGGGUAAAAUGGUGUGUCCCUGCCUAAUAGGACUGUAUUUUCCAGGUUUAAGAUGUACAUCCUAGGAAGGGUGGGGCCGGAAAGCCAAUCCACUCUGUGGAACUGACAAGACCAAAGCUGCAGGAAAAUGGACAGUGAGGUACAACGAGAUGGAAGGAUCUUGGAUUUGAUUGAUGAUGCUUGGCGGGAAGACAAGCUGCCAUAUGAGGAUGAGCUUCCAGAGCCUGAGCAGGACAACAGCAGCACCACAGAGUGUGUGAAAGAACAGGAGAUGAAGUGGACAGACCUGGCCUUGCAGUGCCUCCACGAGAAUGUCCCAUCUGCUGGAAACUGA
Molecule: messenger RNA, 382 nt
Organism: Peromyscus eremicus (cactus mouse)
Lineage: Eukaryota; Metazoa; Chordata; Mammalia; Rodentia; Cricetidae
Product: anaphase-promoting complex subunit 13-like
Exons: 1
Coding region: 176-382 (68 amino acids)
Biological process (GO): protein K11-linked ubiquitination
Cellular component (GO): anaphase-promoting complex
Source: RefSeq, a predicted model, not a curated record